Myotis myotis is the source of this 951-nucleotide messenger RNA. RefSeq names its product olfactory receptor 5L1-like. Gene Ontology annotation, cellular component: membrane. The record is from RefSeq and is a predicted model, not a curated record. Gene Ontology annotation, biological process: G protein-coupled receptor signaling pathway; sensory perception of smell. Bases 1 to 951 code for a protein of 316 amino acids. Gene Ontology annotation, molecular function: olfactory receptor activity; odorant binding; G protein-coupled receptor activity. Lineage: Eukaryota; Metazoa; Chordata; Mammalia; Chiroptera; Vespertilionidae. The transcript has a single exon.
AUGGGGGAGGAGAAUUGCACUGUUUUGACAGAGUUCAUUCUUCUUGGAUUAACAGAUGUUCCUGAGCUGAGAGUCUUUCUUUUCAUAGUGUUCCUUCUCAUAUAUGGAGUCACAGUUUUGGGAAAUGUGGGCAUGAUUGCACUGAUUCAGGUCAGCUCUCGACUUCACACUCCUAUGUACUUUUUCCUCAGCCACCUGUCCUUUAUAGAUUAUUGCUAUUCUACAAUCAUCGUGCCAAAGAUGCUAGCUAAUAUUGUAAACGAAGACAAAGCCAUCUCCUUCCUGGGAUGCAUGGUGCAGUUUUACUUAUUUUGUGCCUAUGCAAUCAGUGAAGUCUUCCUGCUGGCCGUGAUGGCCUAUGACCGCUUUGUGGCCAUCUGCAACCCACUGCUGUACAUGGUCACCAUGUCCCGGACUCUCUGUGUGGGGCUGGUGUCUUCCUGCUACCUCGGUGGGACUGUGUGUGCUCUGAUCCACUUGUGUUUAGCUCUUGAGAUCCCAUCCUACAGAUCAAAUGUGAUUAACCAUUUCUUUUGUGAUCUGCCCCCUCUCUUAUCUCUUGCUUGCUCUGAUGUCUCUACGAAUGAAUUGUUGCUAUACAUUGUGGCCUCAUUCAAUGAGGUCACCACCAUCGUGAUCAUCCUCACCUCCUACUUGUUUAUUCUCAUCACCAUCCUGAGGAUGCACUCUGCACAGGGAAGACGCAAAGCCUUUUCCACCUGUGCCUCCCACCUCACAGCCAUCGUUGUUUUCCAUGGAACAAUCCUAUUCACUUAUUUCCGCCCCAGUUUGGGCAACAGUGCCGAUACUGAUGAGGUGGCCACAGUGUUCUACACUGUAGUGAUUCCCAUGCUGAACCCCCUGAUCUAUAGUCUAAGAAACAAGGAUGUUAAAGAAGCUCUCAGAAAAGCUGUGAGUUCCAAAAUAUUUUCCUGGAGAAUAUUUUCUUAG